UAAUGACGCACGCACAUUACGUAGCGCGCUCUCUGCCUCCUGACGUGGCCGCCGGGAUCCGCCAUCUUGUGCCGGACAAACCAACGCCUCAGAGACACGGAGAGAAGGGACGGGGAGCGGCGCCGAGAGCAGGACACAGGCAGCGGCCGGGACACCAGCGCAAUCCGCGGCCCACACAGGUUUUUCUUGACAUAUCUUGAUACCGUCACAUUACCAACAUGGGGAAUAUGUUUGCCAACCUCUUCAAGGGCCUUUUUGGGAAGAAGGAGAUGCGUAUACUCAUGGUUGGGCUGGAUGCAGCCGGCAAAACCACUAUUUUAUACAAGCUGAAGCUGGGGGAAAUAGUCACUACAAUCCCUACAAUAGGUUUUAAUGUUGAGACGGUAGAAUAUAAGAACAUCAGUUUCACGGUCUGGGACGUGGGCGGUCAGGACAAGAUCAGACCCCUCUGGCGUCACUACUUCCAGAACACACAAGGUCUGAUCUUUGUGGUGGACAGCAACGAUCGGGAGAGGGUGAAUGAAGCCCGGGAGGAGCUGAUGAGAAUGUUGGCGGAAGACGAGCUCCGAGAUGCUGUUUUGCUGGUCUUUGCUAACAAACAGGACCUGCCCAAUGCAAUGAAUGCUGCAGAAAUCACAGACAAGUUAGGACUGCACUCCCUCCGCCACAGAAACUGGUACAUUCAGGCCACCUGCGCCACUAGUGGAGAUGGGCUCUAUGAAGGACUGGACUGGUUGUCCAAUCAGCUCCGGAACCAGAAAUGAAACCACAAAUCAUAAUCAUUGGGUUUUUUUUUUUGGGCUUUGUUUUUGUCCCUGUCCCACCUCCUCCUCUUCAUGCCUUCCUCCUCCCUCUUCGCUUCUCUCUAACGUGGCAAACUGUUCUACUUUGCGGUAUUGAGUGCCGGAACCAGUACAUUAUUAUAUUUUUCUCACAGUAUGUAUUGCGCCAUGCUGUAAAUGUGGCAGAGCCUGAAUACAGUUGGGUAUCUUAUUUAAUGUAAAUAGUUUUUGUUUUUUUGUUUCCAAUGAGGCAACUUCUGGUACUCCUAUGCAAUAUUCCCUUUUUUUUUUUUCAUUUUAAAAUCAGAUCAACAUGUAGUACUGGAAAGGAGGGUUAGAUUCAUGCGUGUUUUAGGCUGCGGUAUUCACCAUUACAUUUUCUAUUUAAACAAUCAGUGGAAUCCUUUGCCAGUUUACCGCCACAAGCUGACGUUGCGCAUCAGGCUUUCCUCUAGUGGCCGCACAGAUAGCAGCGUUGUUCAGCCAUGUUGCUGCCUGGGGUGUCCCAAGCGUGGUAGCCCCCUUCCACAUUGCUCUUAGAGGGUCAGCAGGGUGGGCCGUCUUUAAAACGCACAACAGUAUGACCUCAUUGGCGCUGGAGAGGAUCGUGUAACACUUAAGGGGUUAAUCUCAGUGCUCCAUUUCUCUGCAUGGUUAGAGAACAGCUCCAGCUAAUUGCUAUGCUGCUGGAUCUGUCUGCAUUUUGCAGCUUAUGUGCUAAUGUUUGUGAUCGAGUGACGACUAUUAGAAAUCUAUUUCAUGUAUGUCUAAACAAAGCCACGGGAGUUCGUAAAGCGGGCAAUACGUUUUGUUGCGUCACACUGGAACUAUUUGUUUUUUUUUUUGGGGGGGGGGGAUUCUUUUUAUGCCUGGUUAUGUUAUGGGGGGUUUGGUCCUUGCAGAUCUUGCUGUGCUAUUGAUGCUGUGCUGAUGUCCCGGUUUUGUUUUUUUAUGUACUUAUUUAAAGAAUUCAUUACUGUCACAUAUAUACAGUGAAGGCAGCCGUCCAGUUUCCAGGUAACGAUGAAUCAGUGAAAUCGGGGAGACCUGAGUGAUGUCACCCCUUCCGGCUGAUUUGAUUGGUUAGGUUCUCAUGGAAAUUGGUGUUGUGUAGAGAAUGUCUGUCACUGCUGUGUGUAUUUGGCAGUUACAGUGUAUUCUUCACUUAAAGUAUUUGGUUUAUUUGCAUUAGUUUUGGUACAUUAAAGCCAGUUAGAGGGGGAGAUGCACCAAUUGUACCGCCUGUUUUCCUCUGUACCAACUUUUAAGCAGCCACCCCACUACCAAAGUAGUAUUGGUGAGCGUUUAUAAGUUCCACCUGGUUAUCCAGUCCGGGCGUUUCUGGGGUUACUGGACGAAGACACAAGAAGCAUCCAUGUUGCACAUUAAUCUAUCCAUUUUCUUCCUGCAUCCGGAACCUCUCCGCUCUUGGUGGUGGCGGCUCAUUGCUUGAGUAACACGGGGUACGUCCCUUCUCCCGGACUAGGCGACAGCAGCCCUAAAUGUCUGUGCCUGAUGCCUAGCAAUUCACACGCAAUCAUUCCAUUGCAGAGCGCAGACCCCUCUCUGAAAUCAUUCCCCGGCGGCAUGCCUCGUGCUGCAAGGCUCAGAUUUGCCAUUUGAUAAUGAAAACUAUUCUUAUUUUAUUCUUAUUUCUGAUCAACACUGAAAAGCCGGAGCUGUUGGAACUUGGAACCGUAAGGACCCGUCUGAGCUGGUUCAUCUAGUGAUGUGGAAUCUUGCUUUCAGUAAACCAAUUGUAAUCAACUGUUUUGUAAACUUGUUUUCAUUUGGACAAACAAGCACUGUAAUUACAGCUAUUAGAAUAAAAUUCCAUCUAUUUCA
Messenger RNA from Pseudophryne corroboree (corroboree frog), 2627 nucleotides. It is a transcript of the gene ARF1, whose product is annotated as ADP ribosylation factor 1. Gene Ontology annotation, molecular function: GTPase activity; GTP binding. The record is from RefSeq and is a predicted model, not a curated record. The transcript has 5 exons. Gene Ontology annotation, biological process: intracellular protein transport; vesicle-mediated transport. Gene Ontology annotation, cellular component: plasma membrane; cytoplasm. Bases 219 to 764 code for a protein of 181 amino acids. NCBI's taxonomy places the organism in Eukaryota, Metazoa, Chordata, Amphibia, Anura, Myobatrachidae.